Molecule: messenger RNA, 4872 nt
Organism: Notolabrus celidotus (New Zealand spotty)
Lineage: Eukaryota; Metazoa; Chordata; Actinopteri; Labriformes; Labridae
Gene: lepr
Product: leptin receptor
Exons: 23
Coding region: 295-3798 (1167 amino acids)
Biological process (GO): immunoglobulin mediated immune response; cytokine-mediated signaling pathway
Cellular component (GO): external side of plasma membrane
Molecular function (GO): cytokine receptor activity; protein binding
Source: RefSeq, a predicted model, not a curated record
ACAAAUGCUCAGGACACAAAGUAGAAGUCACACUAUCACUCUCUGAGUAAACUUACGGAUAUCUGCUAAAGUCAGGCAGCUGACAGCAGCAGCGUGUGAGAGUGAGACUAAACCUGGACUCAAACAUGGACGGGGAACUCUGACGGAGACGCGCUCAGGAUUUUAACUCACCUGAAGAAACUCCAAACCUGGACCCAAGGAGGAAUCUGGACUGAAAGCAAAUCCCCAAAGAGUGAUAUACUGACCACUGCAGACUGGGAGCACCCCACAGGAGCUGCAGUUUUUGGAGAUGCUAUGACCAGUGAGAUUCACCCCAGCAAACCCCAGCCAGGCCAUGUGCACGCCAUGACCACAACCAUGGUUCGCUCUGUGAUGUUGAUAGCCCUCAUGCAUGUUUUCCUGCUGUCCCACGGUGUCCAGAGUUCAGAGUCCAUAGAAGAAGAACCCUCUCUUGGCUCAGGUGUCCUGGACCUCCCAUUGCAGGAUCAGUUGUGCUGUGACUCACCUGCAGCCCACCUCAACACGGAGGAGGAAGACGAGCAUGCAGCAGAGACAAACCGCUCUGGAUCAAGCCUCCCAGAUCAUCCUCGCUGCAGCUUCAAGAGCUGGACUACUGGACAACAGCGUGAUGAGGCCUCUGGAGGUACAUGUUUGGAUAUUCUGUGCAGGAUUCAAAACUGGGAAAAUGUAACUUGUGACCUUCAGUCUCACGGUCCACCAUCAACCCUGCUGGAUUCAGGUCUUGUGGCGAUUAGCUUACAGCGUCUGUCGUCAGAGAAACACCUAAGUUCUGCAUCUUAUAACCCUGUUGUCUGUGAGGACUCCUUCACGUGUUCGCUCUCGCUUGAUGCUAUGACCAGCUUUGUCACCAUCGUAACCGUCAGCGUCUCAGACUCUGUAGCUCCGCCGGUCCUACUCCGAAUUCCUGCUCGACCUGUGAAACCAAGUCCUCCAGUCAACCUGUCUCACACUCAAACCAUCGAGGCGGAUCUGAUUCUACGCUGGGACGACCCUACUGACUUUAUCACCGGCCUGCUGAGAUAUGAGGUCCGAUACUCCCCCUACACCACUCAUCCAGUGUGGCAGGUGGUUUCUGCACUUGGAGAGCCCAGGUUGUCUUUGGAUCUGAGGCCCAGCCUGAAGUACACCGUCCAGGUCCGCUGCUCUAGCCUGGUGACGCCUCCUCUGUGGAGCGACUGGAGUGAGCCGUACCACAUCUUCCUGGACACUGUGAGCUACAUCCCAGAGAAAGUGGUGGCCAGACCAGGACAGAACGUGACUGUGUACUGUGUGUUCAACGAUCACAACAUCAACGCCAGCACGGCCGUGUGGAUGCUCAACUUCAAGCAGCAGCUUCAUCACAGCCAGUACCACCCAGUCAACCAAUGGGUCAGCCAGAUCACAGUGCGUCCUUCAGAGACUCGCAUGUACGACCUGCUGCAGUGCACUCAGGACUGGAACAUCCCAUACAGCCAGAUCUUCGUAGAGGGAGCUUCAAUUGAUAUAAACUGUGAAACCAAUGGUGAUAUCAGCGCUAUGGACUGCAGCUGGAAUUACACGCAGUGGACUAAACCCAAUUUCAGAUCCAGGUGGGCCGACAUGUCCUGUGAAGAGAUGGAGAGAGCGGGUGACACCGUGGGGGCGGAUGGGCCUUCUUGCCUCCAGGUGAGAUUCAGGAAGAAAACCUGCACCAUCUCCCCUCUGAGGAUGAACUGCUACAAGCUGUGGCUGGAAGUUCCAUCAAGGCUGGGUCCCAUCAAGUCCAAACCCGUCUACCUGUCUCCGAUAGAUCACGUCAAACCGCACGCUCCCACUAAUGUGAAGGCGGUGUCUCGUAGCGGCGGCGUCCUCUCGGUCUCAUGGGAGCAUCCCCACCUGCCGGUCAACAGUCUCCAGUGCCAGUUUCGAUACCGCUCGACGUCUUCUGUCAGAUCCCGGACGGAGUGGAGGGUCCAGGGUCCUGUGCGGGUGCUGGGGGCUGAGGUCACAGUGCCAGAAAUGUGCUGGGUGUACGUGGUACAAGUUCGCUGCAUGAACUCACAUGGUACAGGAUACUGGAGCAGGUGGAGUGACUCAGUCUACUCCAUGCCUCAGAACAGCAGAGCUCCUGAGCGUGGCCCGGAUUUCUGGAGGAUUCUUCAAGAUGAUCCGUACAGAAACCAGACCAACGUCACUCUGCUGUUUGAGCCUGUCCAGAUGUCUGAACGCUCUUACUGCAUCGAUGGAUUCAUUGUCCAGCACCAGACCUCGAGUGGCUCCGUGGUGAGGGAGCAGAUUGAUUUGGCGUCAUCCUACAGCUUUGAGUGGGACCAGUCGCUGCAGACUGUGACUGUGGAGGCCUACAACAGUCUGGGGAGCUCAGUGAACAACUUCAAUAUGACGCUGGAGAGACAACCCAAACGACGUUUUUUGCGUUCAUUCAGUGUGCUGGCUAUCAACAGCACCUGUGUCUCUCUGUCAUGGACCCAGUUGGACAACAGCUCUGUGCCUCUGUUCAUGGUGGUCCAGUGGGCUCCACAGGGACAGAAGGGGUCUGAUCAUCACAACGGCCAGAGUGGGGAGACAUGGGCCAGACUGCCAUACACAGAUCGGGCCAUUUAUCUAAGAGGUGAUUUCUUUGGCUCUGAGGAGUGUGGCUUCUACUUGUACCCUGUGUUUGCUGAUGGAGAGGGGGAGUCAGUGUACACCACAGCAGCCACCAGAGGAGACCCUGCAGCCUACAUGAUGCUGAUGAUCAUCUCCUUUCUGUCCAUCGUCCUGUUUGUCACCCUGGUCCUCUCUCAAAACCAGAUGAAAAAAAUAGUGUGGAAGGAUGUUCCAAACCCAAACAAAUGCUCCUGGGCCAGAGGACUGGACCUCAAAAAGGUCGACACCUUUGAGCACCUGUUCCGGCCUCCUGAAGGUCUCCCUGCCUGGCCGCUGCUCCUGCCAUCAGAAACCAUCUCCAAAGUGGUCAUAGUGGAUAAAGUUGAUCUCUCAGCUCUGACUACAGCUUUAGUUCAAGGUCCUUGUGUGUCCUUAACUCCUGACCCAGUCACCACGUUAAAUAUCUCUUCCCCUCCUGGGUUUCACUCAGAGGUCGAGAAAGCCCCAUCCAUCAAAAGUGAUGUGCUUAAGGGGAGAGCUCCUUCAUUUGUUCUUAAUGUUGAUGAUUUCACAAGUUCAACCCUAAGAAUAGAUCAGUUACGGCUAGCAGAGGAGGUCCCAGCCAGCACUGACAACUCUGCCCAGUCCACGGUCACGUACGCUACAGUGCUGCUCUCGAAUCCCACGCAGGAUCAUCUCCACGACAAGGACGGUGGCGGCAGCAGCUCCAGUGAUGAGGGCAACUUCUCUGCCAACAACUCAGACAUUUCCGGAUCAUUCCCUGGCGGCCUGUGGGAGCUGGACGACCCGCGGCGCUCCUGCUCCUACAACUCUGUGGAAGAGCUUUCUGAAACAUCAGAGCAAGAAGACGAGGAGGAGGUAAGAGAGGAGAAGGACUUGUAUUAUUUAGGAAUGGAUUACCCGGCAGAGGACGAGGACAGCGAGGAAGAGGACGAGGAGAGAGAAGAGGAGACUAAGACUGAGCUGCUGACUGUCACGUUGAACAGAGAGGACUCUUUGGUGGAGUCGCAGCCUUUGCUGGGCCCUGAGGACUCCAGCGAGCUCAGUGAGCUGCUGUCAACACUAACGUGUGACUGCUCUCCGCUUUACAUGCCUCAGUACAGAACUGCUCCAAGCGCGAGACAACUCACAGCUCAACCACAAGAUAGCAAAACCCCUGCUGUGAUUCUCAAACAGACUCCUUUAAAAUGAAAAUGCUCACCUUAAAAUGCUUUUGUGUUGUGAGUCACCUCUGCUGAUUUGAUAUGUCCCUGUACACAUAUUGAGGCUGGAGCUGCAAGAUGUAGAAAUACCUCAACUUGCUUGUGAUUGACAUUCAUCAAUGCUGCUAUUGUGUUCAGUGGAAAAAGGCACCACGGGGGGAGGAAGCCUCAUUCACAGGCGUUUAUUUAUUUAUUUAGAGGGCUUUAAACCCCACAUUCUACUGUGCCACACUGACCCUUGCAUCUUCUCUUGAUGAAGAAGCACCUGCUCAGAUCACUGAACGCACACUUUAAAUGCAGGUCAGGUUAGAGGUGUAUGUGCACCCACUGCUCUCAGAGAGUAGCAGGAAGACUGUACAAGUAAAGUAUGGAUCGUCAAGAAAGAGGCAACACAGGAGUUACACUUCUGGUUUCAAACAUGUCAUACACGCAGCAUAUUUCACAGGUGAUCAUGCCUUCGAUGCAUCAUUAAAAGAAGAGGUAAUGUGUGCAUUCACUCAUGCUGCCAUCGAAAUGUUGAAACAAGUUCUCUGUAAUCUCCACCGCAUUAUUCCAGCACAUGAAAGAGGUUCAAAGAGAAUCAAUAAGCGCACAAAGCAAGAGAGAAAAAGACUCAUAAUCUGCAGCUCUCUCAAAGCACAUUGGACUGUGAAGUGAAGGAAACCUUUGGAUGUCACAUCAAAGAAAUUAGUGUGACUAAACCAGUUAAUAAUGAAAACAGAUGUAAUCUGUGUGUAAUUUCAGGUGAUUAAAAAAAAAAAGACUUGACUGCAUCAGUGGGGAUCUUGUGCAACAACAUCUGCAUGGACUGAUUCACCCAUAAACACAAAGAAAGUACAUUGUUGUGCUCUGUGCUGUAAUGUGUUUGAGAAUCUGUUACAGUCUGUGAGAAGUGUAAUAUCUAUUUUCUCUGUUUUGUGUAAGUAAGACAAAAGAAUGUAUAUUUGAAAACAGUCUACAUUUAUGAAAAUAUUGAAACAUUGUUGAUGAUAAUGUUUAUGAAGAUCUAUUGUCUAUUUUUCCAUGGUGAAAAUAAAGUGUCUAUUGUGAAAAGUGCAUGGUU